CAUGAACACACGUGACGUCAUGCUUGGUAACCGAUGUCAACAAACGGUUGCUAAGUAAACCAUGCUGGUCUCAGGCUGCUCCUUCUUAGGAAUUCUCUGCAAAAAAUGUCUCCGCCGCCAGUAGCAGUGAGAAUUGUGCUAUUAAGAACGAGAGCCACGUGAAGACGUCACUUAGUAAUCAGAUACGAAUUAAGAAAGAGAGAGACAGCACCAUGACGCUGGGGCAGGAGGCACCAGUCACCCCAUCCUCCCCUGGGCGUCAGGGCACCCCAGGAACCGCCUCGGUGUCAUCAUCAACAUCGUCGGAAUCGAGGGGAAGCAAGAUGUCCCAAAAGGAGCGAUGGCGCCUUUUGCUUGUGUCAUCAAGGGCUCGUCAUGUGGGACCAAUUGCACAGGCUAUUCUUCCGGGGGUCCUGCUUGUCACCUUCAAGUAUGAGACCUCCACACUUGACCAUAUCCUAAGUCAGGUAGCUACUGCUCUAGCUGGGAGAAAGGUGGAAACUAUUGGAGUGGUGCUGCACGGUUCAGAGGUGCAGCUUCACCUAUGUGGGCCAGGGGAAAAGGUGUUGAGUGUGCACUCAGCGGCCGAACAAGUGUCAGUGAGGGAGUUCCUGAGUACGCUGGUCAACGCCCACGUGGAUAAGACACUCAUGAAUGCUCGUCUUGAUUUCCUGGCCGCCCACCCGGCCCACGAUCCGCAAAAUGGCCACACCAUUGCUGUCACGCUCCAUGAACUCUUGCAGAUCCCAGUGACACUGAGCAAGGACCUGCAGGGAUCGGGCGUGGAAGUAGUGAGGUGGGGCCCUGAGGGUUCAGUCCCUGUUACUCUCGGGGAGCUCUAUUUUGACCUGACCAGGCUCAAGGAUGCCCUGAAAAUGGCAGGCAGUGGGGCCAAGAAACGGGUCAAAGAUCUGGAUCAUGACUACGAGAAGAUUAGGCUGGUGGGCAAAGGGGCGUUUGGUAGUGCUAUCCUGUACCGACGGAAGGAGGACGAGACCAUGGUCGUCAUCAAGGAGAUCAACAUGCUAGAACUUUCAGCGUCCGAGCGGCAGAUGGCCCUCAAUGAGGUCAAUGUGCUGGCCAUGCUUGACCACCCUAACAUCAUCAGUUACAUGGACAGCUUUGAGAGGGACACAGUACUGUGUAUCGAGAUGGAAUACGCUGAUGGGGGGAGUCUGGCACAGUACCUGACACAACGGGUCAAGCGAAUAGAGGAGCGAGAGAUCCUCAUCUUCUUCCACCAGAUUACCUCUGCUCUCAGCUACAUGCACCAGCACCACAUUCUUCAUAGGGAUUUGAAGACGGCCAACAUUUUCCUGACAAAGCAAGGGGUGGUGAAGGUGGGCGACUUUGGCAUAAGUAAGAUGAUGAACACCCGCUCAGCCCAUGCCCAUACCGUCCUGGGCACACCCUACUACAUCAGUCCAGAGAUGUGUGAGGGGAAGGAGUACGACUCCAAGAGUGACAUCUGGGCCCUGGGGUGUAUACUGUAUGAGAUGGCCUGCCUCCAGAAAACCUUUGAGGGCUCCAACCUUCCUGCUCUCGUCAACAAGAUUAUGAAGGGUCAGUUUGCUCCCAUUAAAGGCAACUAUUCUCCAGGAUUCAAACAGUUGGUGCGUGACCUUCUGCAGCGGGACCCCGAGUUCCGCCCCACUGCUGCUGAGGUUGUGUCAGAGCGUCUUCCGGAGCUGCUAGCCCAAUUUUACGAUAAUAUGGGCAUGGAGGAAAUUGACGACGAGCUCAAGCAGUCUAUCGAGGCUGCCAGACAGACCCAUGCCUCCAGGUCAUCUCGGCCGCCCCGCUCGGUGGUCUACCACAUGAAGGUCUACGACUCCGCAAUUAGCCUCAACCCAGUCCCUCUCCCUCCUAGGACCCGAGUUAAGGAACUGGCUGUCUCCAGCACCCACCUUGUUCUCCUUACCUCAGAGUGCCUGGUGUAUACGUGGGGCGAGGGCAAGAAGGGUCAGCUGGGUCACGAGAGCUUAGAGGCGUGGCGUGGGCGGCCAGCAGUUGUGGAAUCCCUCAAGGGAAAGGCAAUUACACGUGUGUGUGCUGGUGAUGGCUUCUCCAUUUUCGCCUCCGAUAAUGGCAUUGUCAUGACGUGCGGCGAUGGGACCUCCGGCUGCCUUGGCCAUGGUGACUGGAAUAGCUCCACUAAGCCGAAGCUCAUAGAGCGCUUGCUAGCAGUGGACGUAGGAGGCAUCAGCUGCGGGAGUCAACAUGUGGUGGUGGUGGCAGCGGAGGGUGUCGUGCUGACCUGGGGUCGCGGAGAAGGGGGCAGGUUGGGAACUGGGAAUGAGGACGACUUGUGCCUGCCAACGGAAAUUGAGCUUCCCGAGGAUGUGGUGGUGUCCAACGUAAAGUGUGGGGGUGAUGGGACCCUGCUGCUCACUGACCAGGGGGCCAUGCUUGCCUUUGGCAAGAACACUAGAAACAAGCUGGGGCUCUCAGAGGGAGGAGGACUCUUCAGCAUCAAGUUCAAGAAAGACGUAGAGAAGGCACUGGUGGCCACACGGGUGAAGAGUGUGGGGUGCCGGGUGGUGGAUGUGGCCAUGGGGCCCUCUCACACUGCCAUCCUCACAGAGACUGGACAGGCUUUGACAUUCGGCCGUAACUGCGAGGGCCAGCUCGGCAAGGGAAAUACUCGCUCCGUCAGUCAGCCAGUGCUUGUCCGCAGCAUGUCUUCUAAAAUUGUUACUAUGGUCGAGUGCGGGUCGACGUUCACUGUGGCCGGCACAAUCAACAAUGCCCUCUACCUGUGGGGCACCAGAGCUGUCAGCCCUCACUCCAGACCCAACACACAGAAUCAUUGUGACCCCCAGGAAGGAUUUACGAACACCUGGGGUCAGCGCAGUGCCUUAGGGUCAGCUGUGGCUAGUGGCAAGGAUCAAGACUUCCACUUUUCAGGAAAAGACGAGGACAACCAUAACAAGGCUGAAGCAGGUGAUGGCAGUGGUUAUCGCAGCAGUGGAGGUAGUGCGAGUAGUGGCAGUGCAAGUAGUGGUGGUGACAUAGGAUCUGCACAAGAAGCAGUUGCAAGACACCAGCGUGAGAUCAGGAUGAGGGAUGUUCUCCUCCACCCGCAGGAGGUCCUUGCAUUGUAUGCCUCACAAGCCCAGAUUGCCAAGGGAGAGACAGUCAACCUUGCAAGUCUUCACUGCCAGAACCAGAGUAUCUUCCUGGUGGUGGACACAACAGUUCCACUCCCCAGGGCGGGAAGUUCCUUGCCAGCAGAGGUGGAGGAAGCAGCUGGAAUAAAACUAGGAAGGGGGAUUGCGGACAAGGAGAAGGAAAGCAGUAAGGGAAAGGAGAAGAGCAAUGAAAAGGAGGAUAGCGAAGAUGACGUAGAGAUGGAUUCCAUGGGACCGGUCCCAGAUUGGCUGAAGGCAGAGUUGAACGAUGCAGAUGAAGUGUGGGCAGGAGGUAGAGCUGCGAAAAAGAAACCCCAGCGCCGUAAGACGUCCCCACCAAGGAGGCUCUCCAAACAGCCCGGUAAAGACAACAGAUUUAACAACAACAACAACAGGAGACAGGGUAGAAUGACAGCCAGGCCAGAUCCGUCAUCUCGUGACCCUGUGCGAUCACCGUUUAUGCCACCAUCUCCAAGCCCCGGAGAGAGGAACAGACAGCAGGUAAAAGCUGACAAGAAGGAACCCAAGUCCUCAAAGCAAAGGAACAAAAAUGCAGAUGAUAAGAAAAGAGAAAAGGAGGCAAGGUUGGCUAGGGAGAAGGAAGAGGCCCUCAACCAGGAGAUCGAGAAGUUGCGCUUGGAGUUGCACCGCCACCAGCAGCAGCUGCAGGAGAGGAUGAUAGAUGACAGACUUAAGGAACAGAAAGCCGCUGAAGAGAAUUCUGCCGAGAGGGAUUCUGCUGUGUGUUGCCUCAUGUAGGAUGGACCAAUUAGAGACAAGAUAUGAUGGACAGUGUUUGAUCCCUGAUGCUCCAAAUGGCUAUGCACCAUUCCCUUACUCCAUCCAUAUAUCCCAGGUCCUUGUCCUCAUGCACCAGCUCCUCAUCCCCAUACACCAUCUCCUUGUCCCCAUAACCAAAUGCCUUCU
Messenger RNA from Procambarus clarkii (red swamp crayfish), 4058 nucleotides. RefSeq names its product serine/threonine-protein kinase Nek8. NCBI's taxonomy places the organism in Eukaryota, Metazoa, Arthropoda, Malacostraca, Decapoda, Cambaridae. Gene Ontology annotation, biological process: protein phosphorylation. Gene Ontology annotation, molecular function: protein kinase activity; ATP binding. The record is from RefSeq and is a predicted model, not a curated record.